This is a messenger RNA of Funneliformis mosseae, 310 nucleotides long. The record is from the annotation of a GenBank genome assembly. Lineage: Eukaryota; Fungi; Glomeromycota; Glomeromycetes; Glomerales; Glomeraceae.
GAAUUACCUUGGCCAAAUCUUGUUGUCGAGGUCGCAUAUUACCAAACAGAAGAAAAUAUAAUGACUAAGGUGCAAAAAUACUUGCUUUACAACGAUCGCGUUCAUGAUGUGAUCGUUGUUAAGAUUGAUCCAGUUCCUGUAGACCAAGUUCCUUCGCGUUUUAGAGCGUGGCAUUUUUGUGUAUCAUAUAGCAGAUUGGCAAACGGAAAUGUUCCAGCUAGAAACAUGUUCGAAUUUGGCACUCAUGAUGUGAAUGGCGGCCCUUUAAAUUUCGAGCAAGGCACAUGUGUUAUCAACAUUAAGUUAGACU